AUGUCCAGGCCGGCCAUGAAGCACCAGGCCGUUCGUCACUUGAAGGGAGCGCUGGCGUAUCCCCGAGCUCUGCGAUCAAUGCCUUUGAACCUCGCAAGAUGCUAUUCUACACACCCGCCGAAUGCGAAGCUGAACCUUCCAGUUGACUACGCGACAACUCCCUUGCUGGCUCACACAUCCGAGGCCGCGAAGAGGAACAAGGAGAUUCCGUCCGAUGUCCUCCAUGGCGCGACCAAGAAGAUGAACCUCUUCCAAGCAAUCAACGACGCGUUGAAUACCGCCUUAAUAGAGGACGAUACAGUUUCCGUAUUUGGCGAGGAUGUUGCCUUUGGCGGUGUCUUUCGAUGUACCAUGAAGCUGGCAGAAACACACGGAGCCGACAGAGUAUUCAACACGCCGUUGACAGAGCAGGGCAUCCUGGGCUUUGCCGUUGGCAUGGCCGUUGAAGGAAUGCGGCCUGUUGCCGAGAUCCAAUUCGCCGACUACGUCUUCCCUGCCUUUGACCAGAUUGUCAAUGAGGCGGCGAAGAAGCGAUACUACGAGGGUACCAAUGGACGAAGCGCUGGAGGUAUGACAGUGCGCAUGCCCUGCGGAACUGUCGGCCACGGUGGAUUGUACCACUCUCAGUCUCCAGAGGCCUUGUUUACUCAUGUUCCAGGAUUCAGAGUAAUCAUGCCUCGAUCACCUUUACAGGCCAAGGGACUAUUAUUAGCUGCCAUCCGAAGCAACGACCCUUGCAUCUUCAUGGAACCCAAGAUCUUGUACCGAGCAGCAGUAGAAGAGGUCCCCGUAGCGGCCUACGAACUGCCUCUAUCGAAAGCAGAAAUCCUGAAAGAGGGCAAGGAUGUCACAAUAAUCUCAUACGGCCAACCGCUAUACAACUGCAUGUCAGCAAUCAAGCAGAUUGAGCAGGAUCUAGGUGUCUCAGUCGAGCUGAUUGACCUGCGGACCAUCUACCCCUGGGACAAGAAGACUGUCUUUGAGAGUGUGCAAAAGACUGGAAGAGUGUUGGUGGUCCACGAGUCCAUGGUGAAUGCCGGUGUUGGUGCUGAGGUGGCUGCGGCCAUCCAGGAGAACCCCGAUACCUUUAACAGGCUGGAAGCUCCCGUGGCCCGCGUUGCUGGAUGGAGUAUCCACAAUCCAUUGAUGUUUGAGAAGUUUCACGUUCCAGAUAUUGCAAAACUGCCCCUCUGCUUUGGCGCCCCGCCCAAAGCUGCCUCAACUCCUAAUAGACCUCCCCUGUAUGCGGUCAUGUCACACAUCGAGACUGUUUCUGCCUUUGUGGAGGGAGCCCCUCCUGGAGAGCUCGCAGAUGUCAUUGCUGACAUCAAGGCCCUGACCUCCGAGCCCAACAUUGUUGCGGAGCUGACGCCGGCGUUUGAGAAGUACAACGAAGAGCAAUUUAUCACACUGAAGCUGCCGGGAAGCAGCGAGCCGAAAGCCAGUGCGGUGCAGAGCCAUGUCCUGGAAGGGCCACAAGCAGACUUGGCCAAGUCGACGCUGAAAAGCUUAGGAGCCUAUGUCAAGGAGCAUUUCCCCAACGCUUCUCUCGGCGUAUAUCCCAUUGAAUCCGACUCCAAGCUUGCCAUUAUCGUUGUUGCAAACAAGUACAGCCCUAACAACUUCUGGAAUGGCCGAUGGAGAUCACUAUACAUCUUCGACCCGAGCUCCGGAAGCCUCGAGGGCUCGAUCAAAGUCGACGUGCACUACUACGAAGACGGCAACGUUCGACUGCUCAGCAACAAGCCCACACACGCAUCCAUCAGCUCUGGUACCGGGGCGGGCAUUGCCAAGGAAAUUGCAUCGACGGAGAAGAAGUACCAAGAAGAUCUCAACAAAAGCUUCGUGAGCCUGAGCGAAGGCGCAUUCAAGGGCCUGCGACGACAGCUGCCCGUGACGAGACAAAAAAUUGAGUGGGACCGCGUGACUGGUUACCGCUUGGGACAGGAUAUUGGAGGCGGCAGCUCAAAGCGAUGA
Trichoderma gamsii is the source of this 1977-nucleotide messenger RNA. Its product is annotated as transketolase. Gene Ontology annotation, cellular component: F-actin capping protein complex. Gene Ontology annotation, biological process: response to nutrient; barbed-end actin filament capping; branched-chain amino acid catabolic process. The record is from RefSeq and is a predicted model, not a curated record. Gene Ontology annotation, molecular function: catalytic activity. NCBI's taxonomy places the organism in Eukaryota, Fungi, Ascomycota, Sordariomycetes, Hypocreales, Hypocreaceae. The transcript has 8 exons. The coding region runs from base 1 to 1977 and encodes 658 amino acids.